Megalops cyprinoides (Indo-Pacific tarpon) is the source of this 4441-nucleotide messenger RNA. RefSeq names its product NHS-like 2 (gene nhsl2). The transcript has 7 exons. The record is from RefSeq and is a predicted model, not a curated record. Lineage: Eukaryota; Metazoa; Chordata; Actinopteri; Elopiformes; Megalopidae. The coding region runs from base 289 to 3870 and encodes 1193 amino acids. Gene Ontology annotation, biological process: cell differentiation.
CAAAGUCAAUGUCACGUUCAAAGUCUGGCAUCCCACCAUGCCGCUGUCGGAAGACAGGGAGAUCUGAAACCUCUCUUACAGGUUUAGAUUUGGAUGGAAUGUAGCCUGGAAGAGAGCUCCGCGCAGUGGACAGUCAAUUGUAAUGCAAAAGAAAAAAAAAAUGAAAAUACAGUACAGUAAUCGCAGCAACUCUUAGCACGGUUCUCCGGCAAGAGCUUGUUGCCCGGAGUACUCGCGUUGUGCGGUGAGAGUACUUCGGGAGGGAAAGCGGGAAAAAGGAGAAAUAAAAUGCCUUUCUGCAAGAGGACUAUAGCCCCUAAAGAUGUCUGCAAAGGUGACACGAAGAGGCAGGGAGCAAUUUUCGGCGACUUGGUGGAUGUAUGCGGCUUCACCCUGUGUUCCGUACUUCGGCAGCUUUCGGAUUUAUCCAGGCAGUCGGUUAGCAUCUUGGAAGAGCUGGAAGGGGAGCUUGUGUCCAUUUGUCACCGGUCCGGAACGCUGGAGAAUAAAGUCAUCAGUCUGCAGAAACACCUCUCUGCGCUGGCCACCAAGCCACCUCCGAAAACCACCACCAACUUGGACUCGGAGAACAAGCGAACGGCCCACUUCCGAUCGUCAUGGCAACAGCAUGUGAAUGUGUUCGGCUCGUGGAGUAGGCCGGAGUGCGUGCAGGAGCUGCAUCAGGAGGCGCAGCUCAAUCUCCAGAGCCUGCUGCAAGACUUUGAGGAGCAGCUCUACGACCACAAAGUCACAGGGCAAACUUUCCGACAACCAUCUUCCCAGAGCUCGGAGGACACCUCACAGAGCAGGUCUCCUGUCACUGCCAACAACAAGAGGCCAGAGUUUGUCUUCCUGCCGGCCUCCAAGCAGGUGUGUGAGGAUGAGACCACGUCAGUAGGGAUCCGGGCUCAGGAUCCGACGGGCUGUGGGUCAGGGCGCCCCCUGCUGGGCUGGAGCUCCUCGGUCGGGCCACCUGUCGCUGAGAAACCCCGCUGGUACCUGGGUCGCCACACCCCGGCGCACCUUAUCCCCAUUGAUGUAACAGUCUGCUUGUGUCCCUCAGGUGAUGGAAAGAUUCAGGGUGUUGACCUGAUUGAAGGUGCAUGUUCUCCCGAAGCCUCACACUCCCAGCUCGUAACACCAUCCUCUGACACUCCAAGUCACCAUUUACCGCUGAGGAAGGCCUACAGUAAUUUGGACCAAAGUCUGCCCCAGUCUCCAGAGAGUCCCUCUGGAAUGAUGGAACACGCCACGCUCAUGUGCGCCAGUCCGUCCUGGAACGGGCCCAAGGGCUCCACCUUCUCCCCGUCCUGGAACAACUCCUACGCCAACUACGUGCUGGCACCCAGCCCCGUGGCCAAGGCUCCCGCGUCGCAGCACGAGGCCGCCGGUGCGGCGUGCCCCUCCUCAGGCCUCUCCAUGAGCUCAGGGUCGCACUCCAACUCGCUCACCUCCAUAUCCAUGGAGCCGUUGGCCCGGGCACACGGCGCCACCCCCGCAGGCAGGAGGAGCGAGACGGAAGGGGCGGCGAGCCCCGGCGAGCGGGAGAAGAGGUCCACCCGCGCCGGCGUCUUCAAGUUCCGCGAGCGCUCCCUGUCCACGCCCACCGACUCGGGCUCCUUCUGCUCAGCUGACAACGUCUGCUGCGCCGAGCCGCCCCGCGAGGGGGGCGAGAGCUACGCCCUGCUGUACCCCAGCGGCAGCUCCGAGGGCAGCGCCAGCACCGACAACGUCUCGGUGACGGCGGGCGACUUCCUGCCUGAUGGCCGGCCGCGCACCAGGUCCCGCAGCAUCUCCCUGAAGAAGCCGAAGAAGAAGCCGCCCCCUCCGGUGCGCAGUGUGUCCCUCAUGAAGAACCUGGGCGGCAGCAGCCCCCAGGCCGAGGGCCACUUCCGGGACGGCCGGCCCAAGAGCCUCUUCCUCCCCGGGGACCACCUGGAGGACUCCUUCCAGCCCGACUUCCUCGUGGCCUCCAAGCCGCUGCAGGAGGAGCAGGACCUGGCCCUCCCUGGCGAACCAACCGCAGAGGACACUCAGGCACCUGACAGAGAGUCAGAGCUGUCCUUCCCUGGCCACUGGCAGCUGAAUGAGUGGAAGACCAGCGACCCCUACAGGUCGCUGUCCAGCUCCAGCACAGCCACGGGCACCACAGUGAUCGAGUGCAUGAAAGUACGCGGCAGCACCGAGUCCCUCAACUCCCCUUCCACCUCCCGCGCUACCUCGCCCUCCCAGCUCUCCGUGGAAGCGGAGUCCAAAAUCUCUCCCUUCAAACCUCUGGGCCUCAUGUCUCCGUCCAGUGGCUACUCCAGCCAGUCCGAGACCCCCACGCCGACCCUGCCCACCUCCCUCAUCACGGGACCCUCAUCUCUGGGCUGCAGGAUGCGCCCCAAGAUCCCGGAGAGGAAGUCCUCCCUUCCCGCCACUUCCCCCGGGGAGAAGGCCGCCAGGUCGCGCCUGUCGUUCGAGCUGCCUGUGACCUCACACCUGGACCUGUCCGCCAUCAAGCCGAAACCCAAGGCAAGCAGGCGACACUCUGACUCGUCCACCUCUGGCAAGCAGGGCCAGAAGCUGAGCCCCAGCCAGUCGGUCAUGCCCAUGGUGACUCAGACCGACCUUCGGAACAUCCGCCUGCGCUCCGUCAGCCGCUCGGAGGCCGACGACAGCCCUGACGGCUCCUCCGACAUCAUCGAGGAGGAGCAGGGAAGGGACCUCAGCCCGCCAGUGAGCCCCGACCCCAAGCCCAAGCCUCCCGUGGCCAUGAAGCCUCCUCUACCCAAACGGCCCCUCAACCUCAUGCUCAAGUGCCCCUCCUCGUACAACUCCUCCUCCCCACUGGCUCCAGAGUCCCCGCCUCCCUCUCCCGUGGACCGCCCCAUGCCAGUUGGGAACAUCUACAAGGUGAUGCGGAAGCCCAAACCCAAGAAGCUGCCCCAGUCCCCAGUCAGCCCUGGGGUGGCUCAGGAGGUCCUGAAGCAGCCCCUGCAACAGCAGCCGGUUCCAGAAGAGCAGCCACUAACCGACCAUGCGGAGCUGCCCACCCCCAGCAGCCCUGAGAUGCAGGACAAAAGCAAGACCCUGCCCAGCAGAAUCACAAUCUCCUGUUUGGCUGAGCUGGACAAGAAGCGCCCCAAGGUGCCCCCGCCGGUCCCGAAGAAGCCCAGCGUCCUGCUGCUGCCCACCAACACGGUUCACGCCAAUGGGACAGUGGAUAGGCAGGUCAUUCAAUUCGACAGUGGCUCGCAGUCUCCCUGCGGGGCUCCCUCUUCUGAGGAGCUUCCAGCCAAUGAGGAGGUCCACAAUGAGGAAGCCCACAAUGAGCUCCACAGUGUCACCACUGAUGAAGUGGGUCCAAAGGACUCUGAACAGGAGCUGGAUGUCAAGCUGGACGUCAAGUUUCCCACUGCCGAGGCUUUGACAGAAAACUCGCUUGAAAUCAUUGAGGAGAGUAGCUCAGUGAGUGAGAAAAACGCUUUGCACAUCACAGAGGAGGCGGAGGAUGAUGUGAUCGCUCCCACUUCUACACCUCACACCACCGAGGACCUGUUCACCAUCAUUCACAGGUCAAAGCGGAAGGUCCUGGGCCGCAAGGAGCCGGUGGACUCGUUCGGCAGCCGGCAGAGCCUGGUGUCGCCGGUGAAGAGCAGCGGGGAUGUAAGGGCCCUGACCCUCGGCAGCUCGCACCGCUCCAGCUCCCGCAACGAGAACUUCAUGGCCCUGCUGCAGAAGAAGGGCGGCAAGGCCAGCACAGGCACGCGCGUCUCCGCCAUGGAGCUGCUGCGGAGCACCAACCCGCUGGCCCGCCGCGUCACCGAGUUCUCCCAGCCGGACCCCGACACAGCCGGUGGCCCCAAACCGCCCCAGGACCACUGACUGACCCAGCUGCAUGCUGGGAAUUUUUUUGGUAUUGUGGUGAGGCUUUCAUUUACAGAGAUCUUCCCUUCGCCUGGCCGUUUGGAGGGGGUGCUUUUUCUGUUCACGUUCUCGGGAGAGUUUUCGUUUUUUAAUUUGCCGUUUGGCCCGCAGUGGACGUCGGGCGAAACGGGGAAAGGGGUGCAGUCCAGGGCCUGGUUUCUGCUGAGGGGGUGCCACAUGAAAGGCCUCCUGUUUUCAGGAAAUCAGAACACAGAACUCCCCAAGCCCCACAUGGAAGUCGGCAAUCCUGAAGCAACGACAUUGGUACGCGACAGGACUGCCCGGCCGUAAGCCUGCAACAAGAACUACGAUCUACAUGCCCAGAUUCCAUGGAGGUACCUGUGUAUAUUUCCGAUAGAGCUGGAUGGAGUACAGUGAAGUGAGGCGCUGACAGCUUCACUUAAAACAUCAGAGUAAACACAAACAAAACACAACGUCAAGGUGUGUUUGAAUCAUCCUUUGAAGACACAACGUGAAGCUCAUCUGAAGGUCUCCGCAAAAAAAAAGACAAAAAAAAAACAAAAAAAAA